Molecule: messenger RNA, 569 nt
Organism: Cyphomyrmex costatus
Lineage: Eukaryota; Metazoa; Arthropoda; Insecta; Hymenoptera; Formicidae
Gene: Dim1
Product: thioredoxin-like protein Dim1
Exons: 3
Coding region: 141-569 (142 amino acids)
Biological process (GO): mRNA splicing, via spliceosome
Cellular component (GO): U4/U6 x U5 tri-snRNP complex; spliceosomal complex; U5 snRNP
Source: RefSeq, a predicted model, not a curated record
CGUUGUAACGGUAGUGACAGUACCGAUAGUACGUUUCCUAACCUUAAACGGUUUAAAUAAUAUUCUGUAAUUACCUUAAUUCAAGGGAAACUGUGUGUGCAUCGUUGUAAUCGCAAAAUUCGUAUUUCACACAUCUCAAAAUGUCUUACAUGCUAUCGCAUUUGGAAAACGGCUAUCAAGUUGAUCAAGCCAUUCUAUCGGAAGAAGACAGAGUUGUAGUUAUUCGCUUUGGACAUGAUUGGGAUCCGAUGUGUAUGAAAAUGGAUGAGGUACUUUAUAAUAUUGCAGAAAAAGUCAAGAACUUUGCCGUUAUUUAUUUAGUAGAUAUCACAAAAGUGCCAGAUUUUAAUAAAAUGUAUGAACUGUACGACCCAUGUACAGUAAUGUUCUUCUUUAGGAAUAAACACAUCAUGAUAGAUUUAGGUACCGGAAACAAUAACAAAAUAAAUUGGACACUGGAGGACAAACAGGAAAUGAUUGAUAUUAUUGAAACAGUUUACAGAGGUGCGAGGAAAGGUCGUGGUUUAGUUGUCUCUCCUAAAGAUUAUUCCACUAAAUAUCGAUAUUAA